AUGGACGAUGAGGAGGAAACAUACCGGCUCUGGAAGAUCCGUAAAACUAUCAUGCAGCUAUGUCACGACCGUGGUUACCUGGUGACCCAGGAUGAGCUAGACCAGACGCUGGAGGAGUUCAAAGCGCAGUUUGGGGACAAGCCGAGUGAAGGCCGGCCGAGGCGCACAGACCUCAUUGUGCUGGUGGCCCACAAUGAUGACCCCACUGACCAGAUGUUCGUCUUCUUUCCAGAGGAGCCCAAAGUGGGUAUCAAGACCAUCAAGGUGUACUGUCAGCGCAUGCAGGAGGAGAACAUCACCCGGGCUCUCAUUGUGGUGAAGCAGGGCAUGACCCUGUCAGCCAAGCAGUCUCUGGUCGACAUGGCCCCCAAGUACAUCCUGGAGCAGUUCCUUCAGCAGGAGUUGCUCAUCAACAUCACGGAGCACGAGCUGGUUCCCGAGCACGUGGUGAUGACCAAGGAGGAGGUGACGGAGCUGCUGGCCCUGCUGGCCCGAUAUAAACUCCAGGAGAACCAGCUGCCCAGGAUCCAGGCUGGAGACCCAGUGGCGCGGUACUUUGGGAUAAAGCGCGGCCAGGUGGUGAAGAUCAUCCGGACCAGCGAGACCACGGGCAGAGAAAGGGAGCACUUGUCCCCUGCAGGGGAUGGGACUCGGAGGAGUCUCAGUGUCACGUCCUGA
Chrysochloris asiatica (Cape golden mole) is the source of this 678-nucleotide messenger RNA. Its product is annotated as DNA-directed RNA polymerases I, II, and III subunit RPABC1-like. The record is from RefSeq and is a predicted model, not a curated record. NCBI's taxonomy places the organism in Eukaryota, Metazoa, Chordata, Mammalia, Afrosoricida, Chrysochloridae. Gene Ontology annotation, molecular function: DNA-directed RNA polymerase activity; DNA binding. The coding region runs from base 1 to 678 and encodes 225 amino acids. Gene Ontology annotation, biological process: DNA-templated transcription. The transcript is spliced from 2 exons. Gene Ontology annotation, cellular component: RNA polymerase II, core complex; RNA polymerase I complex; RNA polymerase III complex.